UCCACUCCCCCUCAUGACCAUGUUGCUCGCUCCCUCCUGAGAGCAGUGAACAAAGCUGCAUCAGCGAGGAGAUGGAGGGGGAUACAAAACCCAUUUUUCUAGCCGUCAGAUUUUCCUUUAUAGAUGCAAUGAAAAUAUUAACACAGUGAGUGAUGAAUUAAAAAUGAGACAUACCGUUGUAAUAGGAGAGUUGUAGGGAAGAUAAGAAAACAUUGAGUUACAGUAAAGCUGGACCGUUUGAUUCAGAUUCUCUCAGUCUGCCUUAGAGUGCGACUUCCCCUUUUCAAAUGCAGCUCCUCAAUAAUUAAUUACAUCGCCCACAGAUCAGUAGUUGCGUGAUUUAUUCAUCAUAACGCAAGGCGUGGAUGACUCAUUGUUUAGUUUAUAGUACUGUAUGCAUUUCAGUGUAUGGUACUGUUUGUAUCGGAGGCAAUAUGUGUACAUUGCAGUCAGUAUGUCUUUGUGUAGGCAUUGAAAGGGGGAAGUGUCUGGUGUGUUUGUGCAUGUGUUUGGAGCAGGCUGUGCCUGUUUGAUUUGCCGGCUCCGUCAUUCUUAUUUUCAUGUUAAGAGACAGAAGCAGGGGCUAUGGCAGCUCUUAUACAGACGUAGAGAUGGUGUGGUGCGCUGUGACAAAACAAGAGGUGGAGUCUUGCAGCCCUCCCAUUCAUUUUAUGCAAAUGAAGAGGCUCCUGCUGGCACCCGAUUGGCCAAAGUGUUCCAGAGCCAUGCUAUUGGAGAGUGCCGUGUUGAUCUUUGCCGUGUGUGUGUGUGUGUGUGUGUGUGUGCCGAGAAGGCGCCUACACUUGUGAAUAUGAGGGAGGAGAAUGUAGGCAUGUGAGGCGCAGAUAAAGAGAGGGAGAGAGAGAAGGGGGGAGAACGAACAAGUCUCAGCGCAUAGCUUAGGCUCAAAAUACCACACAAGCCAAACACCUCCCACCGAAAUCUCUGGUCUCUUGAGCCCGACAAGAAGAGCAAGUCACAGUGGAAAGAGGGGAGACCGAGAAGGCAGCAUCAGCAGAGCACAAGAGAAGGAGGUGCCUUUUGCAUCCAAGUCAUAAACACGGACAGUUGCUCGAUAUUCCACGAGCAGAUGAAGAGCAGGGGGUGAGUGCCACUCCAGCCACACGCUUUCUGCUCCUCCCUGCAUGUGUGUGGGUAUCCUUUUGUGUUCCUCACAAACUUGGGCUUGGAGGCUACAAUUGCAGUUGGCUGAUGCAUCAAAGGAGCCAAAAGCUGGACUGAGGAGAGCAGAGGAUCGCCAAACUGGAGGAAAGAUGGACUAAGAUGGAGUUCAUUUAUUCUGCACCUGCUUGUGUGUGUGCAGAGUGUGCACCACUGUGGUGUUGAGAACGUGGCCCGCAUGAUCUGCUCCCUGGGCUAGUCGUUGGCUCUGAUCCUUACUCUGCACGCACAGUAUGGAAGGAAUCUGCCCAUUCUGGUCUGAGCACGGCUGUGGACUUGGCUCUGGGCUUUGACACAGGGUUGUUACUCGUUCCAUAGCUCACUCAGCUCAGAGGACUGAACACUUGAGACCUAGACUUACGCUCAUGGAGAAGCCUCAAGUGCUGAGAGACAUUUAAUUGAAAACAACCUGCAGGCAACGACAUUGCAAAAAAAUAACUUUUUCAACAAUAAAAAGAAAUAUUGCGUAAGGAAAGUGUGACUAAUUUGGAUUUUGUGAUUGAGUUUUAGAAGACUGGAUGAACCAAUAUGGAAACGCUGCUGGUUGUGUCUCAAAUUGGCUCCACAGAUUUUUACCGGUAAUUGUAUUCAAUAAAGGGGCUGUUUGUCAGGGCACUACAUCUCACAUCCAGCAAAUCCCCUGGAGGCCGUCAUUGCCAUCAUUAAUGCAUACUGUGCUGCGUGUGACUUAUGCAAGCAGCAAGGCUUUGCAUUUAAGGCAGCCGUUAGAGCGCGCGACAAGGAUGGACCGAGUGACUGGCAGCCUGCCUAUCGUCUUCCAGAGCUGAUUACGGGGCUGGCCGCUUGGAAAGGAAGAGUGUUGAUAAAAGCUUGCGGAACUGGUGGGUGGGGGUUACGUGUGCCUGUGUUCUGAAUGGAUGAAUGAGGUGAGCUGAGUUUUUUUUUUUCCUGGAGGAAGGGGAGGGCAAGCUCAGGGACACACAUGUGUACCAAACGGAUCCUCAUCAGCACAGAGACGAGAGGAGUGAGAGGAGGCAACAACACAGACAGGCGGUAGAGCCAAAGGGCCAGGAUCUCUUGCUUAAGAUAUUGGGAUAGUAAAAGCAGAGUGGACCGACAACAAGACAGCUUUUCAUCCAAAUCACCCAGCUGUGUUUCUCUAGUGCAUGCUGUGUCUGCUGUUGAGAAGAACGUAAUCCUUCAUUCCUUAUCAAACAUUUUUUUUAAUCUUUGGAAGUCUUACACCAAAGAAGCAAACUGGAUAAAAUUCUUUCUGGAGAGAAGGAAGCCUUUUUGGACAUUUGUGAUGGUUUAAGUAACUUCCAUCGUGGUGUUUUGGCCGACCAUCAACAAGUAAACCACAAAAAGACGUUAUUUGCAGCACUCUAUUAUGUGGUGUGAAAUGUGCCUACUUUGAUACAGGCUGCUAGCCCACAUAGCAAACUUAUAACUAAGAGCCUGGAACAUGUUUGGAAACCACCUGGUUCCAUUCUGUAUGCAUGAGCCAGCAGUUGGGGGGAGCUCGCCGUCACAUCGACUCACCCAAUAGAUCACAUUUGGGACUGUGGAUACACCAGCUCUUUAGGUACCUUCUGACCGUUCAUGGCCGCACCGUAUGUAGCCAGCGACUACCACUUCUGUGGGUGAGCGGACCAGUGCCUGCGUCGGUCGGUGCGUCCUUACUCACAGCCAGAGGGGCUGCGUUUGUCCUCCGGAGAGGUGGUCCAGCCUAACUGUCGUUGAGCCAAACUUAAGAAAGAGACAAGGAGCGAUCAUGGACGACUCCAGCAUCUUACGGAGAAGAGGCCUUCAGAAGGAAUUGAGUCUACCAAGAAGAGGCAGUUUAAUCUGGCCGACCGCGCAGCUCCGCUGCCAUGGUAACAGCAGUCUCCUCCAGCAGCUGUUGUCGCCCGCCUCCCCCCCUCCCUCUCGCAGGGCACGAGAGGAGCCGGCAUCCGCCCCAGUGCUGCUGGGACUGGCACACGGGGCCAACCCCUUCCCUUGGAGCUGUCGCACAAGCAACCGGAAGAGUCUGAUCGUGACCUCCAGUACCUCACCCACUCUACCCAGACCCCACUCACCACUGCACGGCCAUCCAGGCAGCAGCCCAUUGGACAGUCCACGCAAUUUCUCUCCGAGCACUGCGGCCCACUUCUCUUUUGUCCCUGCACGCAGUCACGGACACAGGGCAGACAGAACGGAUGGCCGGCGUUGGUCUCUGGCUUCUUUACCCUCUUCAGGGUACGGUACCAACACACCCAGCUCCACCGUCUCGUCAUCAUGUUCAUCCCAGGAGAAGCUGCACCAGCUGCCCUUCCAGCCCACGCCUGACGAGCUGCACUUCCUCACCAAGCACUUCAGCUCCGAGAGCAUCACGGACGAGGAGGGACGCCGCUCGCCCGCCAUGCGCCCACGCUCACGCAGCCUCAGCCCGGGGCGCUCCCCUAUCUCCUUUGACCAUGAGAUAGUCAUGAUGAACCAUGUCUACAAGGAGCGCUUCCCAAAGGCCACGGCUCAGAUGGAGGAGCGGCUGGCGGUGUUCAUGGCCUCCAACGCGCCCGACAAGGUGAUGCCGCUGGCCGACGGCGUGCUGAGCUUCAUCCACCACCAGCUGAUCGAGCUGUCGCGAGACUGCCUGGACAAGUCCCGAGAGGGCCUCAUCACCUCCCGCUACUUCUACGAGCUCCAGGAGAAUCUGGAGAAGCUGCUUCAAGAUGCCCAUGAGAGGUCGGAGAGUGAGGAGGUGGCGUUUGUCACGCAGCUGGUGAAGAAGCUGAUGAUCGUGAUCGCCCGACCCGCCCGGCUGCUGGAGUGUCUGGAGUUUGAUCCGGAGGAGUUCUACCACCUGCUGGAGGCCGCGGAGGGCCAUGCCAAAGAGGGCCAGGGCAUCAAGACCGACAUCCCCCGCUACAUCAUCAGCCAGCUGGGCCUCACCAGGGACCCCCUGGAGGAAAUGGCCCAGCUCAGCAGCUAUGACAGCGGCCACCCUGACACUCCAGAGACAGAGGAAUCCACAGACGGUCGCGGUGCUACUGUCCAGCCAGCCUCAGCCCCCGCUCCUCCUCAGCAGAAAACCAAAACUCCUCGAGAGGAGGACUUUGAAAACAUCAAGCUGAUCAGCAAUGGUGCCUAUGGUGCGGUCUUCUUGGUGAGGCACAAAGAGACACGUCAGCGUUUCGCCAUGAAGAAGAUCAACAAACAGAACCUCAUCCUGAGGAACCAGAUCCAGCAGGCCUUUGUGGAGCGAGACAUCCUCACCUUUGCAGAGAACCCCUUCGUGGUCAGCAUGUUCUGCUCCUUCGAGACACGCCGACAUCUCUGCAUGGUCAUGGAGUACGUGGAAGGUGGUGACUGUGCUACUCUGCUGAAGCACAUUGGUGCGUUGCCCGUGGAUAUGGCACGCAUGUACUUUGCUGAGACGGUGCUGGCCCUGGAGUAUCUCCAUAACUACGGCAUUGUUCAUCGAGACCUCAAACCAGACAAUCUACUCAUCACCUCGCUGGGACAUAUCAAACUGACUGAUUUUGGAUUGUCUAAAAUUGGUCUGAUGAGUCUCACCACCAAUCUCUACGAAGGGCACAUAGAGAAAGACACUCGUGAAUUUCUUGACAAACAGGUGUGUGGCACUCCAGAGUACAUUGCCCCAGAGGUGAUCCUGCGUCAGGGCUACGGCAAGCCGGUGGACUGGUGGGCAAUGGGAGUCAUCCUCUACGAGUUCCUGGUGGGCUGUGCACCUUUUUUCGGUGACACGCCUGAGGAAUUAUUUGGACAAGUUAUCAGCGAUGAGAUCAUCUGGCCUGAGGAGGACGAGGCUCUCCCUGCUGAAGCUCAGGAUCUCAUCUGCAAGCUGCUCCGCCAGAGCCCCCUGGAGAGGCUCGGCACAGGGAGUGCGUAUGAAGUGAAGCAGCAUCGUUUCUUCACCGAUCUGGACUGGAACAGCCUCCUCAGGCAGAAGGCCGAAUUCAUCCCACAACUGGAACAUGAGGACGACACCAGCUACUUCGACACUCGCUCGGACCGCUACCACCACGUGGACUCUGAGGAAGAGGAGGACACCAACGAUGAGGAGCACGUGGAGAUCCGGCAGUUCUCCUCCUGCUCCCCUCGCUUCAGCAAGGUGUACAGCAGUAUGGAGCGGCUGUCCCUGCACGAGGAGAAGCGGACGCCUCCCCCCACCAAGCGCAGCCUGAGUGAGGAGGGAGGGGAGCGGCUGGACAGCCUGGGGGGUCUCAAGACCAGGGACCGAAGCUGGAUGGUGGGAUCCCCGGAGAUCCUGCGUAAGCGUCUGUCCGUGUCCGAGUCCUCCCACACGGAGAGCGACUCUAGCCCUCCCCUGACGGUGCGCCGACGCUGCUGCUCGGCCAUCAUCGAGAUGCCGCGCUUCGCCAUCUCCGGCGAGGAGGAGGACGGGGCCUCCAGCGGGGGUUCGGGAGGACGCAAGACGCCGGUGAGGGGCCCGCGCUCCGAGGACCUGCCCCUGUCCAUCCCCGAGCUGCCCGUGGAGAGAGAGCUGAAGCUGGACGAGUCGCCCACCACACCGGGGUCCACCUCCAGCCAGCAGAGCCGGGCCACGCUCACACCGGGCAGCUCAGGUGACGUGUGUGAUCGUGCCGCCCCUCGGCCCUCCUCCUUCUCGGCCGCUGCUGGUGUGUCGGAGGCGGCUGGUGCCGUGUCAGACAGCUCCUCCUCCUCCUCCACCCCCAAAGCCAUCAGCGACCUGGCAGCCCGCCGCGCACGCCACCGCCUGCUCUCCGGAGACGCCGACAGCAAGCAGCACACCUCGCGACCCCUCAACAAGGUCAUCAAGUCGGCCUCCGCCACCACCCUCUCACUCAUGAUCCCUGCAGACCACCACGGUGCGUCCCCCCUGGCCAGCCCCAUGUCUCCCCACUCGCUCUCCUCCAACCCCUCGUCCCGCGACUCCUCCCCCAGCCGCGACCUGAGCCCGGCCAUCUGCCCCGCCAAGCCGGCCAUCAUCAUCCACCGCGCCGGCAAGAAGUACGGCUUCACCCUGCGCGCCAUCCGCGUCUACAUGGGCGACUCGGACAUCUACACUGUCCACCACAUGGUCUGGCAUGUUGAGGAGGGAGGUCCAGCUCACGAGGCGGGCCUGAGGCAGGGAGAUCUCAUCACACACGUCAACGGAGAGCCCGUCCACGGCCUCGUCCACACCGAGGUGGUGGAGAUCAUUCUCAAGAGUGGCAGCAAGGUGUCUAUCUCCGCCACCCCCUUCGAGAACACCUCCAUUAAGGUGGGCCCAGCACGCAAGACCACCACCAAGUCCAAAAUGGCACGCAGAAACAAGAGGACCAAGACCAAGGAGGGCACAGACAGCAAGAAGAGGACGUCCCUGUUUCGUAAGAUCACCAAGCAGGCGUCUCUGCUGCACACCAGCCGCAGUCUGUCCUCCCUGAACCGCUCCGUUUCCUCUGGGGAGAGUGUGCCGGGCUCCCCCACACACAACCUCUCACCACGCUCCCCAACGCAGGGCUACCGCUCCACGCCAGACUCCACUCACUCAGUGGGCGGCACCUCGUCCCAGAGCAGCUCCCCCAGCUCCAGCGUUCCCAACUCCCCCGCCAGCUCGGGCCAGAUCCGGCCCAGCUCCCUGCACGGCCUGGCCCCCAAGCUGCAGCGCCAGUACCGCUCGCCCCGCCGCAAGUCGGCCGGCAACAUCCCACUCUCGCCGCUGGCCCGCACGCCCUCCCCCACGCCCCAAGGCGGCGGCGGUGGCGGUGGCAGCACCUCUCCGCAGCGCUCGCCCUCCCCCCUCUCCGCCCACGCCCACCUGGUGGCCCAGGCCUCCUUCCCCGUCAAGCUGCACUCCUCGCCCCCGCUGCUGCGACACAUCGCCCGGCCCAAGAGCGCCGACCCGCCCCGCUCGCCGCUCCUCAAGCGCGUCCAGUCGGCCGAGAAGCUGGCCUCCUCCCUGACCUCCUCCUCAUCCUCCCCGCUCUGCUCCUCCCCUGUCGCCUCCUCCUCUUCCUCCUCCUCCUCCUCUUCGGCCUCGGCAGGAGCCGCCCCCUCCUCCUGCUCCUCCUCAUCUGCAAGCCGCAGCCACGCCGACUUCAAGAAGGAGCUGCUGCAUCGCGGCGAGCCCGCUCUCCAGAGCCUGCAGGAGGGCCGCGCCAUGGCCAUGGCCGCCGCCGAGAAGGCCGGCCUGCACGGCAAGCACUCGGCGCGCAAGCUGGGCCGCCAGGAGGUGACGGACGGCCCCGGAGCCCUGGGGCUGGGCCUGGGCCUGGUGGCGCACGGCAAGAGCAAGCUGAAGGACAAGCUGUCGGCCAUCAGGCAGGACCGGGCCGAGCGCCGCGAGUCCCUGCAGAAGCAGGACGCCAUCCGCGAGGUGGACUCCUCGGAGGACGAGACGGACGAGGGCUCGGAGGACAGCCAGGAGGGCGGCGGCGGCGGGCGACGCCAGACCACCACCUACGUCACCCCCAGCACGGCCCUGCUGCGGCCCGCCUCUGUCUCCUCCGCGGCAGCUCUCAGACUGACCACUCCCAGCACCUCAGUGCCAGCCACGCUGGGCACCGCUGGCACACACCCGGCGUUAAGCAGGAGCAGCAGUAGCCCAGCAGCCCAGACCAGCACGCUAGCAUCAGACCGAAGAGCCUCCCCAUCCCCAUACCCAUCUCCAUCUCCAUCGCUGGCGUCGGGCUCCUCCACCUGCGCCCCAUCCAAACCAGAGGAUGCUGGGAGAUCGGGCCAAACAGCCGGGGCCUCUGGGACCCCUUCAGCUCCCAGCCCUCCUCCUCCUCCUCCCCCACAAAGCAGCUUCUCCACGCCCGGCUCUGCCUUCACCUCCCUGGCCAGGGACCCCUUCCUGAGGCCCUUGGACCCGCGGCCCAGAUCCAGCCCCACCCUGCCCAGAUCCAGCCCCACCCUGCCCAGGGCCGCCACCACCAUCACACCUCCUCCACAGACACCCUCCUCCCCCACCAUCACCAAGGAGAUGAAGGAGGCCGACAACCGUCGCCAGGCCCUGAGAGUGGCCGCCGUAUCGGAGAGCGGCGUGGACAGGAUGGUGUCCCAGCUGGCCACGGUGGCCAAGAGCGUGCUGGGGCCCGUCAAGCUGAGCAUGCCCGGAGCCAGCUCCAGGGACAGCAGCAGCAGCAGCAGCAGUGGAGGCUCCACGACCUCCGACGCCAAGAGCAAAGAGUCAAAGCCAGAGUCACCGGCCACCACAACAACAACAACUGCCACCGCCUCCUCCGCACCCUCCUCCUCUAGCCCUGGGGCCCACUCUCUCUUGCCCGGCAGCAGCAGCAGCAGCAGAGCGACUGGUUUCAGAGGCGAUGCGGCCUCGGCCCAGAGUCUGGAUGCUGCGGGAGACAGGAAGAGGCCGUCGCCCCCCAGACAUGGCAGCGUGGCGGCUGGGGAAGAGAGUCAGGACAGGCCGGGCUCUGGCUCUGGUGCUGGCUCUGCAGCGGGACGCAGUGGGCCACCAGUGAAGCCCAGAGGGCUGGAGGCCAAAGGUACCGCCACCACCACCACCACGCAAGACAAAGCCAAGAAGACAUAGCAGACAAGACGAGCCUACAUGUGCACAAGCAUGCAUACAUACAUAUAUAUACUCCAAACACAUUCGAAUUCACACACACACACACACACACACACACACACACACACACACACACACACACACACACACACACACACACACACACACACACACACACACACACAAGACUGUCAAGGACUUUUUACAUUUGAGUGCAUGUUGGAACCCAACAUUACAGACUUUAACCAUACACUAAUCUGAAAAAUAAGGUUGCAGACAGAAAAAUAAAACACAAAAGCUUCAUUCCAAGUCCAGUUCUGUUUAUAACCCUGUUUGAAUGAAUUCUUCUGUGUCAUUUUUUUGUUUUUCUCUUGCUGUUUUUGUUUUUAAUUAGACGUUUUGCUAUUUUGUCUGGUCUUUGUACAAACAAAUGGGGCUAGAAAAAGGUAGAAAGUAGUUGGUUGUAUUAUAAUCAGACAUGAACAUACACACAUUUACUCUUCAACUAUAGAGACACAAUCUGAGGCCGUCCCCCCACCACCCCCCUCCAUCGAAGAUCUGAUUGUGCCUUAAAGAAAAAAAACAAUGUUGCUGUUCAUCUGCAUGUUAACCCUACCUGUGAGAGCUGUAGGAGGCUAAAGGAUGUAUCGCAGCAAUAAAGUAGCGUAUGCUUAGCAAUUUGUACAAACACAUCUCAUGGUCCCCCAUCUGCCACAUUGCAAACAGAUGCCUAUCUCAGCAUCGUCUCGGACUCGCUGACAAUGACAGUCGAGGGCUUUUUGUGUACUGUACAUAAGCUUGUCAAUGGUGCGUCACCCGUUUUCCUUAAAUGGCCCCAUCCACCAUCCCCUCCCUCUGCUCUACUUUCCUCUUUGAUCACUUAGUGUCUGUAUGCCAAUAUGAAUGUCUACUGGUAACAUCUUAGGAUAGUUCAGCCGUAUUUGCAGCAUGACAAAAAAAAAAACAAUACCUCUUCAUUGUCCACCAUGUCGACUUUACUGCAAAGUGUGGAUUGUUUGUCUUAGAUUUUCAAUAAUCGAAUUUGCCAAUGUUGCACAUAAAGAUUUCAAUGUGAAGGCUGUGCUUUAAAAAAAAAGAAUCACUCUAUUUCAUUUAGAAACAUGUAUUUGUGAUCUUUUUGCUUAAUAAACAAAGUAGGGAAAAAAAGAAUCACUACAGUAGCAUACCGGUAGUCAUAUGUGAAUAAGCAUGUGAAUAAGCGUACUGCACCAAGCGCACCUCUGAUAUAGUUAACAAGUCUCCUCAUACACCUAGUCUAGUGGUAACAACGUGACCACAUUAUUGCAAAAAUAUAAUGGACGCCGCAGAACACACUUUGUAGGAAUGAGUAAAUGUGUGUGGCUGGCAAGUCCAUGGACGUCUGACAUUCCAAUUUCCCUAAUCACUCUGCUGCUUGCCUGUCAGACUUGAUAAAUGACUCAACUCCAUGAGGCUCAGACUCGAGACAUCUCAACCCCGCAGGCCUUUCCUCAGCCAAAAAUACAGUCGCAAUACGGGAGCUAACUGGAAAGAAUAAAGCCACUUUUUUUUGUCGCAGCUCUCAACACAUACAUGCACACAUUUAGAUACUUUGUCUCAUACUAGUUUCAGUGUGGACACUCGACUUCAUUUCUAGCCCCUUUUUAAUUAGCUUUUUUUCCCCCCCCGCUGUUUUGUUAGUUUUCUUUCUUUGCUUUUAUUCACAACAAAAUCAACCCAGUGAUUUUUAACUCUGGACCAAUUUGCUGUGUUUUAACUGUGUCUACGUCCGUGGCCUCUACGUGUCAUAUGGUGACCUAGCUAAAUGCUAGGUGUGUAUGAAAUGAAAUGGGUUGUGCGUGUGUGUGUGUGUGUGUGUAUUGUACAUAGGUGAGUGCGCCAAAAUGUGUGUAUAUAAAUGAAUAUUUAAAAUGUUUUUUUUCUUUCUGUUUUAUACGCUGCAGUAUUGGAAGUGUGUGUCUGUAAUGUAGUUUAGUGUCUGUGUAAGUGUUGCACCUGUGCUGUCCAGUCUAGUUCUGGCCUUUGUUGAAAUGCUGGACAAGUGGACAGCUUUGCACAAAAUAAGCAACCCACUACUUUUUUUUUUACUUAUGUCUGUGUGAGUGUGUGUGUGUUCUGUCCCUUCCAAGUGAACCAAUAAAUUGGCCAAUGAGAUCCUAUCUUUGCGAGGUGUUGACCAAUCCAGA
This is a messenger RNA of Engraulis encrasicolus (European anchovy), 10833 nucleotides long. It is a transcript of the gene mast2, whose product is annotated as microtubule associated serine/threonine kinase 2. The coding region runs from base 2918 to 8668 and encodes 1916 amino acids. Gene Ontology annotation, molecular function: protein binding; magnesium ion binding; ATP binding. Gene Ontology annotation, cellular component: microtubule cytoskeleton. The record is from RefSeq and is a predicted model, not a curated record. NCBI's taxonomy places the organism in Eukaryota, Metazoa, Chordata, Actinopteri, Clupeiformes, Engraulidae. The transcript is spliced from 29 exons. Gene Ontology annotation, biological process: cytoskeleton organization; intracellular signal transduction; peptidyl-serine phosphorylation.